Molecule: messenger RNA, 1274 nt
Organism: Trichomycterus rosablanca
Lineage: Eukaryota; Metazoa; Chordata; Actinopteri; Siluriformes; Trichomycteridae
Gene: bloc1s5
Product: biogenesis of lysosomal organelles complex-1, subunit 5, muted
Exons: 5
Coding region: 125-589 (154 amino acids)
Cellular component (GO): BLOC-1 complex; transport vesicle
Source: RefSeq, a predicted model, not a curated record
UGUAUUUUAUGCUGAUAAUAUUCUUCUGUAGCGUGUAGGCAGAUAAUUUAAUGGUUUUCUUUAACUGGUUUGUAGCUUCAUGUAUAAGCGCGCUUUGUUUUUGAGAAAGUGAAGUCUCGUGACCAUGGACAAAAUAACCCAUGCUGUAGGUGAUGUUCAGUCUAGGCUGUUGGACCACAAGCCCAUCAUUCAGGGUGAGAUCAGAUACUUUGUACAGGAGUUUGAGGAAAAACGAGGCUUUAGGGAGUGCCGUCUGCUAGAAAACAUUAACAAGAUGGUUGCUGAAGCCAACGAACAAGCAAUGCAAAGAUGCACCGAGACCAUGCAGGAGAAUUUAUUUGAUGCGAUCACACGCCUGGAAGCUGUAAAUCAUAUGACGCAGAGAAUCCAGCAGAGGGAACUAGAAGCCCAGCAGGGCUCCCUUCUACAGGAGAAUAAGGAAAGGUGUAAGGAGGACUGGGAAAAGUUCUUAAAGGAGCAGAACAGGCUAAAGGAGGAGGUGGAUGAGGAGCAUCUUAAAGCUGUGAGCAGACUAAGUACUCAGUACAGUGAGAUGAAGAAAGACCUUUCAAACCUUUCUCAUAUUUGACUUCUUUUGUUCCUGGACUGUUUUUUCUUGUUUAUUUAUGUUGUACAGGGAAACAUGUUAAGUUUCCUGCCAAAGUCUGAUUAAAAAAGUAGUGCAAUCAAUAAGGCUUAAUAAUUACCAAAGGUAGGUGUUAAUGGAUGGUACUCAGUGUCUUAUCAUUGUUGUAAUACAUUUUUUAAACCACAAAUAGCAGCCAAUUUCAGCGCUUCAGUUUUUUACUUGGUAGUUUUAUUAGUGAGCCUCUGUACAGUAGACAUUUCCCUAAUGCCACUACUAAAUUAUAUUACUUAUACACAAAUAAUUUGUACAAGGAUUAAAACUUUGCUCUUUAAUACUAGACUUUAAUUAAUGUUCUUUAAGGUGCCCAGGUGGCGCAGCGGGAUAUUCCGCUAGCACACCAGCGUCGCCGGUCGGCUGGGCGCCAUCUAGCAGGCAUAAUUGGCAGUCCCUGCAGGGCAGGAUGACAGGACUAUGUGGGUGGGGUCUUCAAUCGCUGUGUAAGGACCCUGAUUAGCAGAUAGAGAGGUGCCUGUGCAGAAUGCAUGGGUGAAAAAGGGUUUCGUUAAGGGCUGCGCGCGAGUCAGAGGAGGUGUGAGCAGCAAUAUACCCACCUCGACUGCAAUCGGGGAUCCCCCAGCAGCGGAAGACAAAUUGACUACACUAAAUUGGGAGAAAAUGCAUAAAA